This is a messenger RNA of Sphaeramia orbicularis (orbiculate cardinalfish), 4304 nucleotides long. RefSeq names its product 3'(2'), 5'-bisphosphate nucleotidase 2 (gene bpnt2). Lineage: Eukaryota; Metazoa; Chordata; Actinopteri; Kurtiformes; Apogonidae. Gene Ontology annotation, molecular function: 3'-nucleotidase activity. Bases 205 to 1236 code for a protein of 343 amino acids. The record is from RefSeq and is a predicted model, not a curated record. Gene Ontology annotation, biological process: phosphatidylinositol phosphate biosynthetic process. The transcript has 8 exons. Gene Ontology annotation, cellular component: endomembrane system.
UUUUUGUGUCAGUCUUUUAACCGUUUCGACGUGUUCAUCUGAAAACUAACCGCCAGGUGUGGAGCGGUGGACUCGGAUCCUUCAGCCACGUCAGCUAGCUUUUACCUCUGCUGUUUCUUACUGAGAACACGGCUGGGCUUCUCAUUGUUUUUCCGGUGGUUUUCUGUUUACACGACACUAUCCUGACUUAGAGUUUUUGCGGCCAUGGCUCCGAUGGGUAUCCGCCUUUCACCGCUCGGAGUGGCGGUGUUCUGCCUGCUUGGGGUCGGUGUCAUCUACCACCUGUAUGCCGGGGUCUUCUCCAGCCGCCUGGCUGCUUUCAGCAGGCAGAGGAGGAAAGUGGAUCUGAGGGACCUGCUGGCUCUGUCAGUGGAGGCUGCAGUAUUGGGUGGUAAAGAGGUGAAAAAGGUGCGUGAAGAAAAUGAUUUGAAAGAGCGGUCAAAGGGCAAGACAAAGGAGGGGGCCAAUGAGCUGCUGACAAUGGGUGACCUGCAGUCCCACAGGAAGAUGUAUAAUCUUAUGAGGAACACAUUCCCUGAAGUCACGGUGAAUAGUGAAGAGCGUGACGACGUAGUGGAUAAAACUAUAACCUGGAGCCGCAACAUCCCAACUGAUAUUGCAAAAAAGAUCCAGGGGGGAAAGGACGUUCCUGUUGAGAGUGUGACUGUAUGGAUCGAUCCUCUAGAUGCAACGCAGGAAUAUACGGAGAACCUGCUCAAGUAUGUGACCACUAUGGUAUGUGUGGCUCUAGAAGGUAAACCAGUUCUUGGGGUCAUACACCAGCCGUUCACGGGGUUGACCGCCUGGGCAUUUGUGAGUCAGGGAGCAAAUGUACAACCCCGGUCCUCCUAUAGCCUUACCCCUCCAAAGGUGAUUGUGUCACGUUCUCACUCUGGAGAUGUAAAAGCAUUUGUCCAUAAUGCUUUUGGAAACAGCACACCAAUCGUAGAAGCAGGUGGAGCAGGAUAUAAGGUGCUGUCACUAUUGGACAUGCACACGAGUGAAAACAUGGACCAGGCAGAUGUUUACGUCCACAUCACCCAUAUUAAGAAGUGGGACAUCUGUGCUGGUCAAGCACUAAUCAACGCCAUGGGAGGACACCUGACCACUCUAAAGGGAGAGAACAUCAACUACAGUGACACUCCACUCAACACAGGGGGACUGGUGGCCAGUGUAGGUGUGGACCAUAAGGCCCUGCUGGAGAAACUACCGAAGUUGGACUCUGAAAAGCACUGAAAGACAAACACAGAGCCAUUGGUCGUUUGGUCAGGUUGCAUUAUGGGCUCCUUUCUGCUGCCCUUCUUCUAAACUGAGAGUUGGCUGCAAGUGCGAGCAGACCUGUGUGAUUUCACCAUCCCACAGCACCAGACCGCUGUCACCAGCACGGGCGCCUAACAGGAACCGACAGUGGAUACCACAAUGGCUCUGAGUGCACAAUCCCCUACAUGCAUACAUACUUACUGGUAGGAGAAACGGUACAUCUUCUCUUCCAUGUGGAUUCAAACACAGAGACAUUUUCACAGUGAACACUGGACCCUUCACCUUCCCUUCACCUGCAGAAGACUAAAGGAGGACUCGCCUGUGAAGUGUUGACCCGAGGAGCACAACGCUGGAUACAACAACACUCGGCUAGACUGACCGACAUCACAGACAUGACAAACUCUUCACCAUCUUCAUCUCCUUUGUCAUGACUCAUAAUUAAAAUGAUGUUUUCAUAAAGAGAUAAAAUAACACCAUGGAUUCACAGGAACGGUUUCAUGAAUAUGGUGAUGUUACAGUCAGUGAAAUACACACUUUUAAAUACUGGGACAGAUCACCACAUGAGAGACUGAACAACUACUGGCAUUGGUUUAUACUGGCACGUCACUUUGGCACUUGAACACAGCCAACUAAUAAUCAAGCCCUUCUCUUCACCAGCACUGUUACAUUAAACUAUUCCUUUUGGUAAAGUGUAUUGCAGCUCUGCAGUGACAGUAAGCACCCUGGCAGUGUGUUUUCUGUUCGGUAAGCAGAUGGUACGUUUAGUGUACAGUUCAAGCUGGUGUCACAAAAAAUAUAUAUUUUAAGAGGUCCUAAGGUUUUUAGUUUUAGGUCAUCUUUACUCAAAAAAAAUGAAAAGACCUGCAACAGAGGAGACAUCAGUGGAACAUUUUGCUCUUGUCCUAAUCUUUCUCCUUCUCACCUCAGUGAAAAGUAAUUCAGUUUAGUGAAUAAUUACAAAUAGCAUGUGAUAUGACAAGAAUGGUGAGUAUCCUGGAGUAUCAGAACAGAAAAUCAUGACAAAAUGAGGACAAGCUUGACAGAAUAGGACACCAUGAAACUCCAGUGUCGAUGUACUGGGUCCUAAAGAGGACAUUUCGUAAACAAAUAGCAACUAUUUUCUUUAUCUAACCCAAGACCAUGUGAAUAUAUAUUGAAGAAGUCAUGGUUGUUCAUACAAAACUAUCACUUCUCCAUUGCACACAAUAGUGGGAGGGCUGUCAGAUCUCUGUGCGUUAUGGAACCAGCCUAAAAAAGAGUUGUUCUUCCUAUAAUGUUAUGAGAAUAAAAAAUAAUUCCACAACCAUCAUUGCUUUUAGGGCUGCAGAUGAUUUCUAUUGUUUGCUUUAUCAUUUAGUCUGAUGCAAGUAGUCCCUUAAUAUAUCAAAUAUGUGCUGUAAGUUACCAUAGUCCAAUGUUUAGUAAAAUAACUUUUCUUUCUUCACACAGGGAUCCAGAAGUCAGAGACAUCAUCAUCUGACAAAGAAAAACCUGCAUCUUUGCCUGUAAAUGACUAAAAAAAAAAUUAAGUGAUUGUCAAAACAUCUAAAAUGGCUUCAAUCCAUUUAUACUCACAACUGUGAAGGUGUGAAAUUUAAUUCAUCACAAAUUUCAGAGGUGUAAAACCCACAGCUGUAUAUACAGAUUGGACGCUGUAUUUUGAUUUCCCAUCCACCUUCACAGACUUAAUCUCUGAUUAUCUGCUGAUCCCUGUUCUGUUUGACAUUUCCGCAGUUAAUUGCAUCGUUCUCAGAGACUAACACUGACCUAAGCUGGGCUUGUUUUCUGCUGUAAAACCAUGUGAAAUAUGGUACGAAAGAAAAAAAAAACAAAACACCAGCAAACACAAGGUCCUGCCAGUGUUUUUCAAGUGUAAAAGUGACCUGUUGUGUGUUCAGUUUGUCUCAGCAACCUUUGUAUUGUUAAUAAGCUUGUACAGAUAAAAAGAAAAUACAGGUUAAGAGAUAAGUCUUUAUAUAAGUUCUGCCACAGGCUGAAGAUAAUAAAUUCAGAAAAGCUGUUAGAGGGUGAAAGGUCUGAUCUGGAAAAGAGAAAAUCUUAGCUAUCCUACUUUUUAAAGAUUGGACCUUUUAUGCGCUACACUAAAACGAGUGCCUUUUAAUCUGGACAACAUUGUUUCAGGAAUGAACAAUGGUGCAUGGUUUCUGUGGAUGUUGCUAUGGUAAUAAUGGUAAAGAUGCAGUAGCAGUGGAUGGAGCAUUAUGGCUGCACUAUCAACAAGAGUACUGUUUGGUGUGAAUGGAUAUUAUGAAUCCUGUGCGCUCACCUUAGUCUGUAUGAAAGAAUCAGUUGUGCUUAUGAGAUAAUAAAACCUUAUAAUCGAAGACCAGGAAUGGAUAUUUUUUUCAGCUCCACUGGAUAUGCUUGUUGAAUAAUUUCACAUUUUUGGCCACAUGAAUAGGAAAAUUGGUAAGUUUACUACUUCCACAACUUGUAAAACAAGUCUUGGUAGAAAUUUUUGUUGACUUUAGCCCCUUGCAAAUCGUUGACCUGAAACUUUGCAGAAAGGCGGGCUGUUAAAAAGAUAAAGGUCUUUUGAAUUGGUUCAAAUAGGAGUAUGUUCAGUUAGUCAGUAGUGGCUUCUGUUGAUCUUAUGUUUCAUGGUACUUUUUAUCCAUUUUAAAAGCCUCCUGCCAUGUAUCGAACCACUGCUACAUGUAAAAGCAAUAAAGACAGGCAGUGUUCCCUUCUGUGAGGGGGUGCUACAUGGCCCUAGGCUUGAGCUAAAAAUGUAAAUCUGUUUUGUUUUUUUUCCCAUUUGAUUGAAUCAUUUCAGUAGGUCUUUAAGUCAGAUACCUGUGUUCUUACAAAUAUUCAAGUUCAAUGAAGAAGAAAAACUUAAAGGUUAUAUUGCUGUGUGCCAUGUUGUUAACAGUUUGUAUGGAUUUCGGUUUCUUUGUGUGUGAACCGGCUGUGCCUGUCAGUUGGUCUGUGUCUGAAAACCAGGUUGUUGUACAGCUGCUGUGUCUCUCAUCCUGCUUCUGCUGUGAAUUUCCAAUAAAACGUCAGUGUGCAUGCUGGUA